This is a messenger RNA of Talpa occidentalis (Iberian mole), 4309 nucleotides long. It is a transcript of the gene PIK3IP1, whose product is annotated as phosphoinositide-3-kinase interacting protein 1. The record is from RefSeq and is a predicted model, not a curated record. The transcript has 6 exons. The coding region runs from base 160 to 963 and encodes 267 amino acids. Lineage: Eukaryota; Metazoa; Chordata; Mammalia; Eulipotyphla; Talpidae.
UCGCUGCCGCAAGCUAGCUGGGAAGCUCCCAGUUCUAAAGAGAGGCUGUUUACCAGAAGAGCAUAACAAGGGCUGGUCUGACUGUAAGGCUGGGACUAGGAGGCAGAGCUGGCGCCAAGGGGACCCCAGUUGGACACUGGUUGGUCAGCCACCUGCAAGAUGAAGGAGGUGAGGAUGCUGUUGGCCUGGGUGCAAACAUUCCUUGUCAGCAACAUGCUCCUCGCAGAAGCCUAUGGAUCUGGAGGCUGCUUCUGGGACAACGGCCACCUGUACCGGGCGGACCAGCCCUCUCCCGCUUUGGGCCUCCUCUGCCUCAACUGGCUGGACGCACAGAGCAGCCUAGCGUUGGCGCCUGAGUCAGGCGCCGGCAACCACAGCUACUGCCGGAACCCGGACCAGGACCCACGGGGCCCGUGGUGCUACAUCAGCGGCGAGGCCGGCGCGCCUGAGAAGCGGCCUUGCGAGGACCUGCGCUGCCCAGAGGCCACUACUCAGAACGUGCCAGCCUCAUCAGAAACUGAGGCAGCAUCUGAGGUGCCAGAAGGAGAUGAGGUGCAAGUGUUUGCUCCUGCCAAUGCCCUGCCUGCCCGGAGUGAGGCGGCUGCUGUGCAGCCAGUGAUUGGGAUCAGCCAGCAUGUGCGAGUGAAUUCCAAGGAGAAAAAGGACCUGGGAACCCUGGGCUAUGUGCUGGGCAUUACCAUGAUGGUGAUCAUCAUUGCCAUCGGAGCCGGCAUUGUCCUGGGCUACACCUACAAGAGGGGGAAAGACCUGAAAGCGCGACAUGAGCAGAAAGUAUGUGAGAGGGAGAUGCAGCGAAUCACCCUGCCCCUGUCUGCCUUCACCAACCCCACCUGUGAGAUCGUGGAUGAGAAGACUGUUGUUGUCCACUCCAACCAGACUCCAGUUGACCUUCAGGAGGGCAGUGCCCCCCUCAUGGGCCAAGCAGGCACUCCUGGGGCCUGAGCCCGCCCCCCACAAUGGACAGGAGCCCAGGCAGACACUGGCGCAGGACAACCUACCCUCCUACAGUUGGGAGAAUCUACACUUUUUGUUGUGGUUAAAUCCCUCCUCUCACCUUUUUUGUGUGUGUGAAUCCUGAGACAAGCAGGUGGUGCUGUGGCUGAGGGUGACACUGGGUAGGGUCCUACCAAAGUUCUUCUCCAUCCCUUAGAGCAGUAAUUUGCCUGUGGAUGGAGACAGUGGCAGCCCCCACUGUAGUGCUGCUGACAAGGGCUUCCAAACAUUGCCUGUGCCCCAGAAUUGAACCAGGGGCGGAUGGGAGUUUCCCCAGACUCCCUCUGUGUUCUGUUAUCCAAGAUGGUCUGAGUCUUUGCCUUUCCAUUUAUUCCCUGUGGGCUUGAGUGACACACACUGUUAUUCAUAGUUCAGGUCAAGCAGGUCAGGGUUGGGGGAGGGGCAUUUAAAGUAUAUAGUUUUUUAAAUAUUUGGGAUGAAACUCCUUACUGACCUCUGUGAACCGGAAACACGUUUUGUACAAAAAUUAAAAACCGUGGGCUGAGAAUGGGACCUAGGCUGCUGGGUAUGCUCCAGCUUGCUGGCAGUGAUGUGCCUUGACAACCAUGGAUUGGGCCCAAGGCCUCUUCCUGUUUCAAAAAGAAUUGCACUGAACAUUCCACUUAGGAAGAGGGUAGAGAAGGAUCCGUGACUGCCUUAGGCUUCAGCACCUGAGGUGGACCCGGGGUGCCCGUCUCUUCAGGGUGAAUGGUGACCUUUCUGCAUUUUGCAGGGGUGAGAAACAGCCAGCUAACCUGUGGGAAUUAUACUGUGGAGCCUCGCAAACUGCCUCUGAGAGGUUACCCUGGAAACUAAGCUCAUAGGCAUGGCAAUGAAGUGCUUCAGGGCUUGCUCCUGCAGUGGCCUGAGUUUGUAGGUGGCCCUGCCUUCCAGGCCAGUGCCUUUUGUGGGGCAGCUGAGCAAGGGUCACAAUCCAGGGUCACAACCUGUAACUUAUAAAACAAUCAUAGAACCACUGUAAGGGAUCUUGGGGCUGAAGCCUUUUGGAAACGGGGGCCCACAAGGAGAAGGGAUGCCCAAGGUGAAUGAGCAGGCUAGUGGCAUGCCCAAGAGCAGGGCAUUUCUCCUCUGUCGUGUUGAUGCCAGUGGCUCAGCAGGGCCUGCAGGCCUUGAGGUUACACUGGGAGGCCAUGGCAGUGCUCCCUCCCCUUAGAGCUUCCUUCCUAAAUCCCUUCCACUGCCCCCAUGUAGAAUGAGGGUGGGGGCUUAGUGGGAGCCCAUUCUUUUCAGCAGCUGUUCCCUGGAGGGAUUUACUAAUGGAACCUAGGCCUUGGGGGUCCCUUGGAAUUAAUGAUGCUGAAGAGAACAUUACUGGUUUUUACUUUUCUAUAAAAGCAUUUCUCUGUAUACACAUUUUAUAUACCUCAUUCUGAUACCUGCGUAUAAAGUGCAGGAAAUUGCUCUGCAUUCGACUAUAAUAAAAAAAGACUUCAAAUUGCCAAGUUUUUACCAAAUAUUGGGGAGCUUUUGGUUACCUUGUCAAUAGCUGUGUGGCUCUGGCCCUGUAACUGGAAGGCCCUGUAACUGGGAGGUGGCAAACUGCUUGGGUGGUAACGGUAGCCUUUACUUACGACUGUCCUCACAGCAAUCUUUUGGGUUGAAGCUGUAGAGAAGAUGGGUGUGCAGCGACCUGGCCACUACAAACCCUCACCCUGGGCAUUCUUAUGGAGGUGGAGGUAGUUAAACAUCCAGGCAGUCUUGUCAGUGACUGGAGACAGGUUAGUAGUGCUACAGCAGCUGGAGGAAUAGGUGUGCUGAGGGGUUGGGCCAUUGGGCUGCCUGGGCUGAGCACACAUCUCAGGUGACUCCUAGGGCUCCAGAGGAAAGCUACCAAGUGUUUGCUGGACUUCAGCGAUGAGGACUGCCCGGGGUGACAGCUGCUCAUGUCCAAACACUGCUCUGUAGACCACCAGCAAGAGGCACCCGGGGCAUUUGUUUCUCCAGAACCAGAUUCUGUCCUGAAGUUGGACUCUCCAAGCUUUGGGAGCAGGCAACUUGGGUAUGUGCAUGUAUAUUGUGUCCAGGAUCCCAUUAUUAAUCAGACAGCAGCAACCUGCCAAUGGACUCCCUGUGCAAUGUCUCCCAAGUGCAGUAACAAGAAACAGGCUUCCUAUGAAGGAAGCACUUGCAGGGAAACAAGUAGUGGGGGUGACUUGCAUUCAUUUCUUCCCACGAUGAAGGUGGAACCAGUCCUGUGGAUAGGACAGCAGGAUAUCCAAGCUGUAGGAGUGUAUGGAUAUCAGGGUGGGGAUGCAACACCCUAAAGGGAUGACUCAGCUGGUAGGUGGGAGUCAGUUAGACCUGUUUCAAGGACUGGGUGGCCUCAGGUAUGCAUGUUUUCUGGAGCAGGUUAGUGUCUAUACAAGGAGAGGUAAUUAGAAUUGGGGAGUACGAAUACCCCUUGCUGUGUGGAAUCAUGUGACCUGGGCCCAAAAAGGGGCCAGGAACAUUCUCCACAUUUAUCUCCCUGAGCCAGGCCCCCAGAGACUUUCACUUUCAGAAAUGUCAGUGAUGUUAGUUGCUUAAUUUAUUUGGUCUACUCCAUGGCCCAGCUUGGACCCACUCUCACAAUUACUAGGGACAGAUGAGCCAUAACCAGCCAUGCAACGCUGACCUUGCUGCAGCUGCUAGGAGUCUAGGCCUCAAGCCGACAGCAAACUUGGAAACUAUACACGAGUAUGGUCUAUCUAACAAACUGGCCAGAGAUGACAUCUAACCCUACAACUCAUCAGGUCUAUCUAUGUACAGUAUUUCACAUAUUACCCAAUAGAUACAAUAAUAAUAUUAACAGCAACCAUUCUCUUGGGUCACUCCCUACCCAUCCCACCCCAAUGUAGCCAUCACACACUGCAGUAAUGUUCCAAACCUAUCCCCCAUUUGUUAAAUGUGGUGCAAGCUCAUAAACACCUAGGAGGUGGCAAAUCUAUUUGUGCCGAUGAGUCCCUGGUGCUCUGGGAGCCAAGGUGGAGAGCCAAGGCUUUGCAGCACCUGAGGCUGCGACUCAGGAACCUGAAGUCAGGAGCUAGUGAGCUGGCUAGUCAACAAGGGAGGUAGAAGCCAGAUAGCCCAGCUCCGGCGCUGUUGUUCCCAGCAUCUCCGCUCUGAGGCUCUGCCACCACCUCUUGGUAUCCAAAUUGCUUCCUGUACCAGGCACGGUAAAGGGUGAGCGGUGGCUGCAUGAGGACAAGGUCAAGAGAGUGCUAAGAUUCUUACUCCCCCAAGUCAUAUGCUGGUCCUGCGACAAGCCACUUUGUCCUCCAGAACCCAUCUGGCU